Molecule: messenger RNA, 1077 nt
Organism: Volvox carteri f. nagariensis
Lineage: Eukaryota; Viridiplantae; Chlorophyta; Chlorophyceae; Chlamydomonadales; Volvocaceae
Exons: 5
Coding region: 313-1077 (254 amino acids)
Biological process (GO): nucleotide-excision repair
Cellular component (GO): nucleus
Molecular function (GO): DNA endonuclease activity; single-stranded DNA binding
Source: RefSeq, a predicted model, not a curated record
UAAAUAUCGAGGCGAUUGCAAACAAAAAGCUUGCCGUAGGUAAGCACUUUGAACGAGCUUCCCCACGAGCUGCAAAGUGACCAUUUAAGGUGGCAUCAAAACCUAGCCGUGCAUCUUGACAGCCCACUGUUUGGACACCGUGAGCGCUGUCCCAACAGAUGCUUCGCACUCGGUAUAUAAAAAUGGCUAUCAAACUUAUGUUUGGCCGUACCUGUCAAUCGGAUAAUGCUUCCGUAAAGCUCUCGCGCCAUCGGAACAGGUCCUCGCCACAUCGCACCCUUUGCAGAUGCAUCGAUCUGGCUCUUCCAGUUCAUGAAGGCCAUGCGGGACGAGAAGGGCGACAUGAUGCGGAACGCACACCUGCUGGGCUUCUUCCGCCGCAUAUGCAGACUGCUCUUCCACAGAGUGCGUCCGGUAUUCGUGUUCGACGGCGCCACUCCCGCCCUCAAGCGCCACACCAACAUCGCCCGCCGUCGGCGCCGCGAGGCUCAGCAGGGCGUGCUGCGUAAAACAGCCGAGAAGCUGCUCAUCGCUCAGCUCAAAAAACAGCGGAACGUCGGGAUGCCGCUAAAGCUGAACGUCGCCAUCCCGCUGGCGGCGUUCAAGGGCGUCCCGACGGUGAGUGAACCGGCGGCGGCUGAGGCCCAGUGCGCCUUCCUGGAGGUGUCGGGGCUGGUGGACGGAGUGGUGACCGACGACAACGACGUGUUCCUGUUCGGAGCCAGACACGUGUACCGGCACAUAUUCGAAAAUAAAAAGUACGUCGAGGAGUACCAGAUGAGCGAUGUGGAGCGGGAGCUGGGUCUCACCCGGGAGCGGCUGGCGGAGAUGGCGCUGCUGCUGGGCAGCGACUACACGGAGGGCUGUGGGGGUAUCGGGAUCGUGAAUGCGGUGGAGGUGGUGCAGGCGUUUCCCGGGCUGGAGGGGCUGCAGAGGUUCCGGAGCUGGGUGGAGUCUCCGGAUGUUGGCAUUGUGGCGGCGGCGAGGCAGCUGCAGGCGGCGGGGGGGGAGGGAGAGCUGGAGCUGGUGGGGGGGGAAGGUGAGGAGAGAGGUGGGGGAAAGGGUGGGGGGUUUUAG